CGGACGCUUCCGGGGCUGCUGUCAGCUGCAGAGCGAGAGCGGUGACGGACAUGGCGGAGAAUAGCUGCGAGCUGAACGGCUCCGGGCCGGCCGUGUGCAGGCGGUGCGCUGCCCCGGGGGAGAGGGGGAGCACGCCGGGCAGUGUGUCCAAGUGGGUCCGGCUGAAUGUCGGCGGGACGUGUUUCCUGACAACGCGGCAAACUCUGUGCAGGGACCCGAAAUCCUUCCUGUACCGGCUGUGCCAGGCGGACCCCGACCUGGACUCGGACAAGGAUGAAACGGGUGCCUAUUUAAUAGACCGAGAUCCCACAUACUUUGGCCCAGUAUUGAACUAUUUGAGACAUGGGAAACUGGUGAUCAAUAAAGACCUAGCAGAAGAAGGUGUUCUGGAGGAAGCAGAGUUCUACAAUAUCACAUCAUUAAUUAAACUUGUAAAAGACAGAAUAAGAGAGAGGGACAGUAAAACGUCACAGGUGCCCGUCAAACAUGUUUACAGAGUGCUUCAGUGUCAAGAAGAGGAACUCACCCAAAUGGUCUCCACAAUGUCUGAUGGCUGGAAAUUCGAACAGUUUGUCAGCAUAGGUUCCAUGUAUGGAUGCGGGCGGGAUCAUCAGACAGAGUUUCUGCUCAUUGUUUCAAGGGAAGUGAAAGGGGAGGAGACCAACCUACAGAAACGCAGCGGCGAGCUGGUCAGCAUUGGUUCUUCCUACAACUAUGGAAAUGAAGAUCAGGCAGAGUUCUUGUGUGUGGUAUCUAAAGAGUUGCACAAUACCCCAUAUGGCACAACUAGUGAACCAAGUGAAAAGGCAAAGAGUGAGGACGAAGAGACGGAUUACGAUAUGAAUGACUCAGAUUAAGUUGUAAUACACUGAUCUUGCAGGAGAGAGGCUCCCGAAUGUGAAGUUGUGUUUUUUUUUUUUAAAGAUUAUUUUUUCUUUUUAAUUAGAUUUUAUUCCAAGCGGAGAAUUUCCACGUGAAAGCCACCACAAGACGACUGCUUUUGGAGUACAUUAUUGACCCUUUUCAAAAAGAUGCAUAUUUGGUGGAUGCUUCAGUGAUUCAUUAAUGUGAAUUGGGUAUAAAACAGGAACUUUAGCUGACUGGGUCCAUCUUAUUUUUCUCCUACCCCUUCCUCUUCUCUACAAUAUAGCCUUUUGUACAGCAGUUGGCGUUACAGAAGGGUUACACUGACACAUUCUGUAAAUCCCAUUGUACUAUCCCUACUUCGACACUACACAUGACCCACAAUCGUCCCACACUCUUGUACAGCCGUAUCGUGUAUUUGGGGCAGCUACUUCCUACUAAGCAGUGCUGAAGCAGUUUACACUAAAGCGGGCCAAUCAGGAUCACUCCUCAUGUAUCAGCAAAGGGAACAUUGAGCAGGUUAUAUGUAAACUGUUUUGUAUGUAAACGGUUUCUUCCAGAGAAAUGAUUCUUCCUUGGCAAACAUAAAAAAAAAAUAGAUACGUAUCAUACAUAUUUUUUAACAAUCUUUUUUUUUAAUGUCCAUCUUAUCUACCUAGCAGAUAGACUUGUCAUAUUGCAUGUACAGUGAGGAAAUAAAUUAUAAAAUGUUUCCUAAUAGUGUCAUUUUCAGAGAUGCUUACAUUCUCUCUGUGGCCGCGUCACGCCUUUCAGACUAUUACUGUGCAGUUCAUCUGGACAGAUAGAAACUUCAUAUGCUGCACAGCAACCGAACGUGACCUGUGCCCAUAAUGUCACUGAAUCAAAUAGGAAUUUGAUUGCAGAGCUAUUUGUAUAUCUUGGGACAUGUAUUUUAUUCUUCUUCUUCCAGGCCUAUUGUGUUCCUAAUAUCUGCUCCCCAUUAACUAAUAAGGUCAUCUGUUGCUGGAGUAUUCUUUGGAACAUUGAUUCCUACUGAGAUGCACAGAAGAAAAUGUAAGGAACAGCAAGUUUGUAAAGAUCUGCUAUUUUCUGCAAAUUUUGCCACAUGAUAUAAAGCAUUUUUUAAGGCAAAGCAAGCCAUUUUUAAAAAAAACAUUUUUUUUAUAUUGGCACCUAAAAUAUAUAGCUGAAAAUCAGAUUUAUUAGCAGAUUAUUGUUCAUUACAUUUCCCCCGUAGACAACCAGCCCCUUAAAAAAAAAAAAAAAAAAAACAACGUUAUUUCUGUGUGGCAGUUGUGUACACUGUUCCCAUGUGUCACCAUUUCAUAAUUGAAUUGAUUAUCCUAAACCGUCAAAAUUAAAACCCCUUUAUAAAGGUGUUUCGGUAUGGAAGAUGUGAAAUUCAUAUUAUCCAUUAUGUCACACUAACAGUUUUGUUUCUUGACCUUUAUUCUCUGAGAAAUUGAUUUUUCUAAAAAAAAAAAAAAAUGUAACCGCAUUAAUUGCUAACUGAGUUAAUUCUUCUGACUGGGGUGCUGUCUUCCACGUGCUGAGUGCGACUCAUGGGGUUUGUAGGAAUUCAACAGCAGCUGUACUGAAGCUUUUAAAGGGUCACUGUACUCAAUUUAUUAUGUUUUUAAACCAUCAUAAUGUCUUUUAGAACAGGAGCUUGUAACGUCUGGACUAUUUUGAUUUACUGUUCAGAUGGUUUCUCAUGUUAGAGGAAAUCUUUAAGUAACGACUCCCAGGUUGAAGCUCUUCCUGAUUACAAUUGACAACACUGCCAUCUGUGGGUUAUAAAAUAGCCUAAAGUAAGAAUGAAUUAACAGUGCAGAUGGUUUGUACGAAUUAUAAAAGCUGUCCAUAAAUCGUUUCCUGUAUAGGAAAAGCUCCUAAGUUCAUGUUUUGUUUCUGCACCCAGAGCGAUUUACCUUUUGAAAACGUAGAGCCUCCUAAAGCGGGGGCUCCCCUACCUCUGCUGUGUGUGUAUAUAUAGGGUUCCUUUGUGAAUACACAUUUAAAUGGUAAAUAUAUUUUAUCUAUCCCAUUACAAUACUGUAUUUUGAUACUUUCCCCCGUUCCUGUCUAUCUGAUGUCUGCUCUUUAAACAUGAUUAUGUUAAGGUCUGGUUGAUGACAGCACAUCCAACAACUGUGGUCCACAGGCGAACCAGAUUUCAGCAUAGCUUUGUCUAAAUAAAUGUAUUGGACAACAAACUUCCGAGUUGCUAACUUUAGCUGGUGGUUACUAUAUGUGUAAACUAAAACUAACUUGGAAAUUAAAAACCUUUAAAAGGC
Messenger RNA from Pseudophryne corroboree (corroboree frog), 3143 nucleotides. RefSeq names its product BTB/POZ domain-containing protein KCTD5-like. Gene Ontology annotation, cellular component: Cul3-RING ubiquitin ligase complex; cytoplasm. The coding region runs from base 51 to 857 and encodes 268 amino acids. The transcript is spliced from 8 exons. The record is from RefSeq and is a predicted model, not a curated record. Lineage: Eukaryota; Metazoa; Chordata; Amphibia; Anura; Myobatrachidae. Gene Ontology annotation, molecular function: cullin family protein binding. Gene Ontology annotation, biological process: protein homooligomerization; proteasome-mediated ubiquitin-dependent protein catabolic process.